GACGGAGUUCCGACGGCCGCGGAGAAGCGCGCCCGCGUGGUGAGCGAUGGAGCAAGCGAUUGCUGGGGAGGCGAGGCCAUGCACGAGGCCAAGAUAAGAGGGCCAACGAAAGGCGAGGCCGCGGGCCAAGUCAGCAGCAGCGUGACACCUGCGAGUGACAUGGCCGCGAGUCAUUCCCAGCCAUUCCGAGGUGGACCUUUCGCGCCACCCUCCGAGUCCAUUCGGUCCGGCCAUCUCGCCCGGCGCUUUCCGUCAGCAUCCGAAUUCUGCUCUGCUCGAGCGAUUGAGUCUUGCGUUCUUGCGAGUCGAGGUUUUGAUUUGUCGGGCUGGCUUGCAGCUGGGACUGAUGGGAGUUGCGCUGUAAAUGAAGAGUGUGGGUAUCCGCCACUCGAGCUGCUCUUUGCAGCAGAAGUGCCUUCUCGUCCGAUCUCUGCUCAGCAGCAGCAGCAGCAGCCAUUCUUGCUCGUACUCGUCCAGCGCAGUGAUGUCGGCCGCAUCAGGAGGUUGCGUUGUGUCCGCCAUCGUUCCCUCCUCUUUUCAGUCGUCUCGAGAGAUCAAAGCUGUGACCUGCUUCCAAGGGCCGAAACAUGGAGAAUUGGUAAAAUUCUUUCCAGGGACCGUAAGAUUCAAACAGACAUCUGGUUUGUUGCCAUAUAAUGCAGACAAUCGGCAUUUUGUCAAAAGGUUGAGUAUUCGUGCCCUAGACGAAACCACAGCAGAGCAAGUCAAGGAGACGACAGAAGUACCAAAAGAUAGCAAUUCAAAUGAUCCAGCACAGUCCAAUGGGACUGCAACGAAAGAAGCCUUACCAUCUGGGGAUCUUGAGUAUGAAGCUACUGGAGGAUGGGACGAAUUUGUCACACGAUGCAAAAUGCUAAUUGCUUUCCCAUGGCAAAGAGUGAAGAAAGGCAGCGUCUUGAAGUUGAAACUCUCUGGUUCGGUCACCGAGCAGGUGCAAAGCCGUUUCUCGCAGUCUCUAUCGCUUCCUAUGCUAUGUCAAAAUUUGAUGAAAGCAGCACAUGAUCCUCGAAUUGCCGGAGUGGUCCUCCGAAUUGAACCCUUAGACUGUGGUUGGGGAAAGAUUGAUGAGAUAUGUCGUCAUAUUGAUUACUAUAAGAAGUCAGGAAAGUUCUUAAUUGGAUUCAUGGUCGUAGCUGGAGAGAAGGAGUAUUAUUUGGCAUCCAAGUGUGGCGAGAUUUAUGCUCCACCUGGAGCAUACAUCUCCCUUCUUGGGUUAAAGGUGCAGGCAACAUUCUUGGGAGGUGUCUUCGAAAAGGUUGGGGUGGAACCACAAGUUCAGCGAAUAGGAAAGUACAAGAGUGCGGGAGAUUCUUUUUCUAGAAAGGACAUGUCGGAGGCGAAUCGCGAAAUGCUCACAGCUCUGCUGGACGACAUAUAUGGAAACUGGGUCAAUCAAAUAGCGCUAUCAAGAGGCAAGACUGUCAAAGACGUAGAAGAUCUGCUAGAUACUGGUGUUUUUGAGCUUGCUAAGCUGAAGGAAGGAGGAUGGAUCACGGACAUAAAGUACGAAGAUGAGGUAGAUGAGAUGUUGAAGGAGAGAUUGGGAAUCAAGGAGGAUAAGAAACUUAAAUCGGUGGAUUAUAGAAAAUAUUCUAGGGUAAAAGAGUGGACGCUUGGUUUAUCUGGAGGUGGUGAUAGAAUUGCAGUGAUCAGAGCUGUCGGAGGUAUCAGCAGAGCUCGUGGUGGUGGACUCAGCCUCUCCAGUGAGGGCAUCGUGAGCGAUUCUUUUAUAGAGAAAAUACGACAAGUUCGAGAUUCCAAGGAAUAUAAAGCUGUUGUUUUGAGAAUUGAUAGUCCUGGGGGUGAUGCUCUCGCUUCUGAUUUAAUGUGGAGAGAAAUCAAGCUGCUGGCUGCCAAGAAGCCGGUCAUAGCAUCUAUGGUAGAUGUUGCAGCCAGUGGGGGCUACUACAUGGCCAUGGCUUGCGAUGUUAUUAUAGCGGAGAGUCUCACCCUGACUGGUUCAAUAGGAGUUAUAACAGCUAAACUCAACCUUGGGGAGCUUUAUGACCGUGUUGGAUACAACAAGGAAAUUAUUUCACGAGGCCGAUUUGCUGAACUUGACGCGGAACAGCGGUCUUUCAAACCUGAGGAGCUUGAAUUUUUCAAAGCCAGUGCUCAAAAUGCCUACGAGCAGUUUCGCAACAAGGCUGCGCUUUCAAGAUCUAUGGAAAAGGAAAAGAUGGAGGAAGUAGCUCAAGGUCGAGUGUGGACGGGUAAAGCAGCCAAAGACCGAGGUCUAGUUGAUGGCGUCGGUGGUUUCUGGAGGGCAAUUGCAGUUGCGAAGCAAAAGGCAGGAAUUGCAAGCGAUGCCAAGGUUUCUCUCGUGGAGCUUUCAAGACAACAAACUUCUCCGCUUGCGGUUCUUCGUGGUGGAGCAGCUGUGCUUCUUCCUCUGAUAGAAUUAGCAGAGUCCGAAAGUGGUAGAAAAAUCAUUAGUUUUCUAAUUCAAGGGGCAAGUUUGUCAGAAGUUGCUUCUUCCAAAGGGAUUCAAGCUCGUAUGGACGAUAUUACAAUUGAUGGUCUAGGCUUGGAAUCAAGAAAGGAUUCUUCUGUAUAAUUCAACCCAUGUAAAGUAUACAUCGCUCUCUUCCCGUCCUAUGAACGAGCCCGUUCUGAACGGCGAUUUUUUCAUCGAGCUCGAGUUACCUGUUGUAUUUUCAUGAUCCGAACACUUUUUGAUUUCGUUGACUCUUGUUUCGCGUGCAUAUUAUAUAUGUAGUUUUCUCUUUCUUUGGGCAAGGAAUGCACUACAUUUGCCUUCUGUGUGAAUAUUAACUGAACACAGUUGUUUACUGUGCAAUAUUGUUUAAGUCAACACUUUGAUGCUGAUGUCAAAAGCUAUCCUAUUUUCAGAUGUUUCUCACUUGUGACUGUGGCACAAAGUUCUCAGCUUAUGGUGGUCGCAGUAAACAACCCCUGUUCAAAUUACUCUGACCUCUGUGCUGCGGCGAAUGUCGGGAAACUUCCUCACCUCCCAUACUUAUUACUGUUUUGAAGAAUUUACAUCAAGGUCAAUGACUGACAGACAAACUUGAAACUGAGGACUCUCAAUUCAACAGCUACUGACAAGUUGAUCCAGAGUCCCACUAAAAAGUUCAACCGAGUUUUAUCUGAAAGCCUGCUGGUGAGAAAAAAGCGACUCGAUUUUGGCUGCUUUUGGCGUGAUGUUUUAGGGUUUCAUGGACAACAAAACCUUAUGGCAAGAAUGGACUUACUUGUUCACAUAUUCUUCCGUUUCGAGUUAUGAUUUGUUUGCAAAAAUUAAAAUAGGUUCAGAGGAGAACAAAGACUCGUAAAUAAGUUUCACCUCUGACGCAACUGAAAGAGCCAUUAAGUAAUGUAACUUCGAAAAGACCUCUUAUUUCCAAUCAUGCAGAACGUGCACUCAUCAUGCAGAAAAGCGAAUCACCUCGGAGACUCACAUCAUCGAGACAAUCAUCACCCUUCAGUGCUGAUAUCCAUGAUCACAACUCUGUUCAUGCACCUGCAACGCAUGGAGAUGAAAAGACCGUAGUAAAACUAUACCUGCUCUUAGGCAGUAGACAGAAGCUGCAGCAGAGGACAACACUACUCAGAGAGAUUGAGAGAGGGAAGGGUAGCCCUAUCAAACAACAUGCACAACACUGCAGAAGACGGGUCACGUUUGGGCACCCUUGGAGAGCACGUGUUCAGGAGGGAAAGAGGCUCUUGGUCACCAGAUAGAUCACACCACCAGAAGAAACUGCCCACUUUGACCGAUUUGCAACCGACGGGUCAAUCCUCCCCCGCCGCCCUCCCAGGUGGCAGGGCCGUAGCGAGCCACGUGGCAUCCAUGGAACUGAAAGGGUCUUCGUCUCGAAGACCGCUUCGCAUCGAUCAGCGGGCUCGGCAUUGCGCCACUCGGUGACGUGAGAAUUCUCCAUGCGGAUGGCCAGCCCCGAAUCCAGUGACCUGCUGCGGAGUGCCCUGCGAGGAGUCGAGGAAGCUUCGUGCGGGGCCCGAAUGGCAUUUUGCCAAGUUUUGUGCGGACGGCGAAAAGGGUUGCCGGGACGGGGAGGAGCGACGGGGCAGAACCUCACCCUCGGAGUGUGGGGGGAUGAAGUGGCGUUGCGUGCGGGGAAUGAGUCCAACGGCCUUAUAUUAAGUCGCCCCCGCCCGUUGCGCUGGACGGCGGGGUUCCACACUCCGGCGGGGAUCCGGGAGGACGUUGAGCUUUGCGCAAGAUAUUAUAAGAUUCGCACCCGGCCGACCGCGGAGCCCCAUCCGAUCCUUC
Molecule: messenger RNA, 4273 nt
Organism: Marchantia polymorpha subsp. ruderalis
Lineage: Eukaryota; Viridiplantae; Streptophyta; Marchantiopsida; Marchantiales; Marchantiaceae
Source: the annotation of a GenBank genome assembly